Puccinia graminis f. sp. tritici CRL 75-36-700-3 is the source of this 1626-nucleotide messenger RNA. RefSeq names its product methylmalonate-semialdehyde dehydrogenase (acylating). NCBI's taxonomy places the organism in Eukaryota, Fungi, Basidiomycota, Pucciniomycetes, Pucciniales, Pucciniaceae. Gene Ontology annotation, biological process: L-valine catabolic process; thymine catabolic process. The transcript is spliced from 12 exons. Gene Ontology annotation, molecular function: malonate-semialdehyde dehydrogenase (acetylating, [NAD(P)+]) activity; methylmalonate-semialdehyde dehydrogenase (acylating, NAD+) activity. The record is from RefSeq and is a predicted model, not a curated record. Bases 1 to 1626 code for a protein of 541 amino acids. Gene Ontology annotation, cellular component: mitochondrion.
AUGCUGACUAUCAGCACGAGGAUCAGGAGCACUUACUCAAGAUAUCAUCAUCAGCACUCCCGAGCACUCUCGACGACCGUCCAAAUCCAACAACAAACUAGCACAUUCAAUCGAUCAUGGAAAGGAACCAAGACUAAUGGAGAAAGCACUAAGCUGUACACCGGUGGCCAGUUCAUCGACAGUCAAACUAACUCAUGGCUUGAUGUUCAUAACCCUGCCACUCAAGAGAUCUUGACCAAAGUGCCCAAACCAACCACCCAAGAACUCGAUCAAAUCGUCUCUCGCGCUCAAGAUGCUUAUCAUACUUGGAAGGAUACCUCGGUCCUCAGUCGCCAACAGAUCAUGAUCAAAUUACAAGCCCUGAUCAAAGAGAAUCACGACGACUUGGCAAGAUCAAUUGUAUUAGAACAGGGGAAAACAUUCUCUGAUGCCAAAGGUGAUGUCCAUCGAGGCCUACAGGUCGUCGAAGCUGCCUGCUCAUUGCCCCAACUCUUGAUGGGCGAGAAACUCGAGGUGAGUAAGGACAUGGAUACCGAGACUAGGAAGGCUCCUCUUGGUGUCACUGCCGCAAUUUGUCCAUUCAACUUCCCCGCAAUGAUUCCUCUUUGGAAUAUUCUAUCAAUUGCUUGUGGCAAUUCACUGAUUCUCAAGCCAUCAGAAAGAGACCCGGGCGCAAGUAUGAUGAUUGCAGAGCUAGCCGAAAUGGCAGGUUUACCUUCAGGUGUACUCAGUAUCGCACAUGGAGGAGUGGACACGGUAAAUUAUUUAUGCGACCAUCCCCAGAUCAAGGCAAUCUCUUUUGUCGGCUCGGAUCAUGCUGGAAAACACAUCUAUUCCAGAGCCGGCGCUAAUGGCAAAAGGGUCCAAGCUAACUUGGGCGCAAAGAAUCAUUGCGUGGUUAUGCCGGAUGCCUCGAAGAACUUGACUCUCAAUUCGAUUGCGGGGGCUGCGUUUGGAGCUGCUGGCCAAAGAUGUAUGGCCUUGUCCGUGAUGAUCACGGUCGGCCAAUCGUCUGAUUGGGUGAUUGAAUUAGUCGAGCGAGCGCGUCAGUUGAAGAUCGGCGAAGGGUUUCAAGAACAGACUGAAGUUGGACCAGUGAUCAGCCCUCAAUCGAAACAAAGAAUCAUCUCGAUCAUAGAUGCGUCCGAGAAGGAGGGCGCACAAGUCUUACUAGAUGGUCGUCAAGUCGAUGUCAAAGGGUACCCGAAUGGCAAUUGGGUCGGGCCUACUAUCCUUCAAGCCUCCCCUGGAAUGAGCUGUUAUGAGGAAGAAAUCUUCGGGCCCGUUCUGACGGUGGUGAAUGUUUCGAAUCUUGAUGAAGCGAUCGAAUUGAUCAAUCGAAAUAAAUAUGGGAAUGGGACUGCAAUAUUCACGAGGGACGGGGCGGCGGCAAGACGGUUUGAAAAAGAAGUCGAAGCCGGACAGAUCGGCAUCAACGUACCUGUGCCCGUGCCUCUUCCCAUGUUUGCUUGGAGUGGCAAUAAGGGGAGCGUCUUGGGUGGACAUUCCUUAUAUGGAAAAUUGGGUGUCGAGUUUUGGACUCAAAAUAAAACGACCACGGCUUUUUGGAGAUCCGCUGAUGCGGUCGGAAACCGCGCCGACGUUUCGAUGCCUACUCACCGUUAG